This is a messenger RNA of Eucalyptus grandis, 1626 nucleotides long. Its product is annotated as 7-deoxyloganetin glucosyltransferase. Gene Ontology annotation, molecular function: UDP-glycosyltransferase activity. Lineage: Eukaryota; Viridiplantae; Streptophyta; Magnoliopsida; Myrtales; Myrtaceae. The transcript has 2 exons. The record is from RefSeq and is a predicted model, not a curated record. The coding region runs from base 16 to 1512 and encodes 498 amino acids.
UCAACUCAUCUUGAAAUGUCAUUGGAGUCAUCAUUCUCUAGUGAGAAGAAACAAAUGGGUUCCGCCGGAUUCGAAUCGGCCACAAAGCCACACGCAGUUUGCAUUCCCUUCCCUGCACAAAGCCACAUCGGUGCCAUGCUCAAGCUAGCAAAGCUCCUCCAUCACAAGGGCUUCCACAUCUCCUUCGUCAACACCGAGUUCAACCACCGGCGGCUGGCCAGGGCCCAAGGCCCCGAGUUCACGAAUGGAACGCUGAGCGACUUUCAGUUCCUGACGAUCCCGGAUGGUCUUCCUGCCUCGGAUGAGGACGCGAUACAGGACAUGCCGAUGCUCUUCGACUCGAUGAGGAACGAUAUGGCCGGUCCCUUCGGUGAUCUCAUGUUGAGCCUGGGCUCAAACCCGAGUGUCCCUCCGGUGACUUGCGUCGUCUCGGAUGGUUUCAUGACGUUCGCGACGAGUCCCACGGCUUCGAAAUAUGGGAUUCCACUCAUACACUUGUUCACCAUAUCCGGUUGUGCCCUCAUGGCGGUGAAACAUUUGCGAGCCCUGGGAGAAAUGGGUCUUGCGCCACUCACAGAUGAAUCCCAAUUGACGAACGGGUACGGGAACACCCCUAUCGAUUGGAUCCCUGGAAUGAAAAACAUGAGGCUAUGCGACAUGCCUCACUUCUUCCGAAGCUCCGGCUCCGAUGACACUUUAUUCAACUUCAUCGCUGACACUGGCCGCAAGACCGAUGACGCCACGAUGACCAUUGUCCACACCUUUGAGGAACUUGAGCCGGAUGUGCUCCAGGCCCUCUCCUCAAUAAUCCCAAGGGUUUAUGCGGUCGGACCACUUCACUUAAUGAUCGAUCGAAUUGCUCGAGAAAAAUCAUUUUCCUCGAAGCACAUUGAGUGCAAUUUGUUGGAAGAGCACAAUGAGUGCCUCUGGUGGUUGGACUCGAAGGAGCCAAAGUCCGUAAUCUAUGUGAACUUUGGGAGUAUAGCAUUCAUGACGCACCAACAAUUGGUUGAAUUCGCUAUGGGAUUGGCUAAGAGUAAUCGGUGUUUCUUGUGGGUCUUGAGACCUGACUUAGUGAAUGGAGACACAACGACUCUUCCUAAAGAGUUUGUUGAGGAAACAAGAGAGAGAGGCUUUUUAUCUGGGUGGUGUCCCCAAGAGAGAGUGUUGUGCCACCCUUCAAUUGGAGGUUUCUUGACGCAUUGUGGUUGGAACUCGACCAUCGAGAGCUUGUCAGCGGGAGUUCCUAUGCUAUGUUGGCCGUGGUUUGGAGACCAAUCAACGAAUUGCAAGUAUAUAUGUGAUGAUUGGGGGGUUGGUUUGGAGAUGGAUGGUAAUGUGAAGAGAGAUGAAGUGGAGAGGCUUGUGAGGGAGUUGAUGGAAGGAGAGGUGGGGAAGAAAAUGAGACACAAGGCCAUGGAGUGGAAGAAGAUGGCAGAAGCAGCAUCUAGUGAAAAAGGGUCAUCUUCCAUGAAUUUGGACAAGUUGCUGGAUGAGGUUUUGUCUGAAUAGUGUAUUGUGAUGUUUUUCUGUAUGCGCUAUUUUCCUCAAUAGAAGAUUUUCUAUGAUAAUGGCUUAUGUAUGAAUUUAAGUAAAAAUAAAUGCGAUUGAUAUGCAUAUUUGUAA